Molecule: messenger RNA, 1101 nt
Organism: Hemibagrus wyckioides
Lineage: Eukaryota; Metazoa; Chordata; Actinopteri; Siluriformes; Bagridae
Product: olfactory receptor 4N2-like
Exons: 1
Coding region: 1-984 (327 amino acids)
Cellular component (GO): membrane
Source: RefSeq, a predicted model, not a curated record
AUGUCGGUGGCUGUAGGUGUGUUUACGUAUGUGAUCAUGGUGACGGUACGCGGCUCUCUGCACCUGCGUCAUAAUGUCCACUAUCGCCUGCUGCUGCAGCACUGCUUCUGCCUCAUGGGCUUCAACGCAGCGGGCAGCGCGAUACACGGCAUCCGCUCCCUGCGUCUCCCCGCAACACGCCUCACCUGCUGGAUCCUGUUCGACCUGCAGGUGGUGAUGGGGCGUGGCAUCACCCUCACCCUCACCCUCAUGUGCAUGUGCACGUGUCUCUCUGUGUGCCGCCCGCUGCACUAUAGAACAUUAGUGAGGAGCUUGUAUCGCUGGAUGAUGUUAGCAGCAUGGAUCCUGGCUCUAAUAAACCCGCUGGUGUUCACGGUGGUGGCGUUCGCACAGAAUCCGUGGUCCUACCUGCUCUCGCCGGACUCACAGUGUCCCACAGCUCUGGAGGGUGAAGUGUGCAUCAUCAGUGCGCUCCUGCUCCUCUUCCUCAUGACGCUGCUUAUUUUCAUCAGUUACGUCCUCAUCUGCCUGGAGGCUCACUAUGCCGGUCAUUUCUCUGAGUCCAACACUAAAGGACGACUCACCAUCCUCGUCCAUGUGCUGCAGAUCAGCCUGCAUGUCGUACCCGCCUUCAUCAUCAUCUCCCGCUUGCAACAGGAGCUCAUCGUGGAAAUCGUCACCUUCCUGAUCUUCAGCAUCUCGCAGGUUCUCAGUCCGGUCAUUUACGGCCUGCGCUGUAAGGAACUCAACAUGGAAAUCCUGCGAUUAUUCCCUGGCUGCUGUAGCCAGUGUGUGACCCAGGAGUCCAGCGUGAGCGUGGAGCAGCGUGAAAGCCCCGGGACACUCAGACGCCCCUCAGUAGUAGUGAUCAGCACCGGAACAUGCAACCACACGUGUACCGUUACUGUCCACAUGUCUGCCCAUGAGUCUGACAACAAGAACAAACAUCAGAUCCAUGAAGAUUACGAGGAAACUUUAGUGUGAAAUGGAGCUGCUCCACCAACAGGUAAUGUCAAACUGGAAAAAAACCCACUGAAAAACAGAACUGUGAGGGAAUUUUGAGAACUUUGAGAACUUUCCUACACAAACCGUACACUCCUG